CAAUCGUGAGACCCCCAUACGUGGCAUGAAGUACGAAUCCUCUUCCACGUCCGCCAUUUUGACAUAUACUAUUAGUGUGCGGCCUGGUAAAUGUGCUAGCAUUUCGUAAGAAAGAGUGUGUCACGGAAGCUGUGAGCGUGUUUGUACUAAUUAAGUAAACAUGGGAAAUGUUUUCGCAAAUCUCUUCAAAGGCCUAUUUGGCAAGAAGGAAAUGAGGAUAUUGAUGGUGGGAUUAGAUGCUGCCGGAAAAACCACCAUUUUAUAUAAACUGAAAUUAGGAGAAAUAGUAACAACUAUUCCAACCAUAGGAUUCAACGUAGAAACUGUGGAAUAUAAGAAUAUCAGUUUUACUGUAUGGGAUGUUGGUGGUCAAGACAAAAUAAGGCCUUUAUGGCGGCACUAUUUCCAGAACACACAGGGAUUAAUUUUCGUGGUAGAUAGCAAUGACAGAGAACGUAUUGGAGAAGCUCGAGAAGAACUGAUGAGAAUGCUAGCAGAAGAUGAGUUGAGGGAUGCAGUUCUGCUGAUAUUUGCCAAUAAACAGGAUCUGCCAAAUGCAAUGAAUGCAGCAGAAAUUACGGACAAACUUGGCCUGCAUUCACUGCGCAACCGAAAUUGGUACAUACAAGCCACUUGUGCCACAAGUGGAGAUGGCCUCUACGAGGGUCUCGACUGGCUGUCCAACCAACUGAAGAAUGCCAACCGCUAGGUGCCAUAUGAACUGUGCUUGGCGGAUGAUUGUGGUGAACUCAGAUGCUGCUAUCCUUUACUGGCAAACUUUCAGUCAAUCACUUGCUCUUCUCAUUUACUGUUUCCAUCAAAAUUCCAACAAGUCAGGGUCAAAGUUUAACACCCUGUAUUUUUUCCAAUAGUGUUCCAAAGCAGUCAUUUUGCUUACGUUGGGAGGUUGGUAAGUGAUUCCUGCAAGUUUGCAUGCAAGGGUUUGCCUCCAGGUUUCGUAUCCUGCAGAAGUGUGUAAGUGCGUGGACUCACGGACUCACUGGUAACUGUGACCAUAGACACUGUGCAGCGUGUUGUGUUUUUGUUUUUGCGGACUUGUAAAGCGGCAGUCUGUUGCCAGGGUGGGGACCAGUGAAGGGAAAGGCUGUGUCCCCAUUCUUUGCGCUCCUCCUGUGUUUCGAAUCACAUUUUAAAAAGAGAUAAGAGGUGAUAGUGAAACUGUUAUCCCUUUUUACAUGGGAGAAGUGCACAGCAUAAUAGGUUUGUCGAUUCAAACUUUUGUGUUUAUUCUGAUAUGUGAGUUACAGAUGUAUAUUAAUGGAAAAAAUUAGAAAGUUCAGAACUGCCAAUUCAUAAAGUUACUUAAUCCUCUCCCCAGGCAGGUUGUUGGUGGUAGUGAUGCAAGUUCUUUACAGCUUAUGAAAAAAAUGGAAAACUGGAUAUUGGGUGGGUGCUGCUGUCAUGCUAUGUGCCUACUGUUUGUGCUGAGUUUUAUUACUUUCUUAUCAUUCAUUUAUUUCAAUACCAACACAGUGCAUGUAAAGUCUGUAGUAUUAGCCUGAAACUAACAACAAGUGUUGGUAGUUCAGGGUGCGGCUGAUAUUUGCAGUUGUUAACAGAGCAUUUUUUGCAGGAGGGAGAUGGGUGUAAGUACUGAAGAACAAUAAUGGACAAGAAAAAUGAAUGUUUGUGAUGUGAGAGUAAAGGUGUUGGAAGUUUUAAGACAUUUCUGAUCUUUCAAAGCAUGUUCUGUAAUUUAGUAUUUAAGUUUAUUAAGAAGAAUAUGACAAAUGUAGGGUAUUAAGGAAAUUUUUUCACAUUCCGCUUUGUUUUGUAUUAAAAAUUUGCAGCACUUGUCCAAUCCUUGUUAUACUAUUAUCCCUUAAUUUAAAAGCCAUAGUCCUUACGAUUGGAAGAUAUUCAGCAGCACAGCCAUACAUCGAUAAAAUGGGAGACUGCAUUCUCUGUCACCCCAAGGUGACAUGCAGAAAUUAAAUUGUGUUGUUUUUUCAGAAAGAGAUGCAGUCUCUUGAGAGACCUGGUUAUGGAAGGGUAUACAGACAAAAUUGCUAGAUAUCUAUUUUUUGCAGUUAAUGCCUUUAAAAUUUGAACUUUCCUUGGAAAUACAUGAAACAAAGGGAAUCUAAAAUUAUGUAUGUAUGCCUGCAUACUUGUGAACAAAUAUUGUAUUUGUGCUUAAUUGCCUUCUUGUAUUAAAUUCAUCCCUCUUAAUUUA
Messenger RNA from Schistocerca cancellata (South American locust), 2197 nucleotides. It is a transcript of the gene Arf79F, whose product is annotated as ADP-ribosylation factor 1. Gene Ontology annotation, biological process: intracellular protein transport; vesicle-mediated transport. The record is from RefSeq and is a predicted model, not a curated record. Lineage: Eukaryota; Metazoa; Arthropoda; Insecta; Orthoptera; Acrididae. Gene Ontology annotation, cellular component: plasma membrane; cytoplasm. Gene Ontology annotation, molecular function: GTP binding; GTPase activity. The transcript has 5 exons. The coding region runs from base 161 to 709 and encodes 182 amino acids.